Rhineura floridana is the source of this 2213-nucleotide messenger RNA. It is a transcript of the gene ZDHHC19, whose product is annotated as zinc finger DHHC-type palmitoyltransferase 19. The transcript is spliced from 9 exons. The coding region runs from base 992 to 1879 and encodes 295 amino acids. NCBI's taxonomy places the organism in Eukaryota, Metazoa, Chordata, Lepidosauria, Squamata, Rhineuridae. Gene Ontology annotation, cellular component: Golgi apparatus; endoplasmic reticulum. Gene Ontology annotation, molecular function: protein-cysteine S-palmitoyltransferase activity. The record is from RefSeq and is a predicted model, not a curated record. Gene Ontology annotation, biological process: protein targeting to membrane; peptidyl-L-cysteine S-palmitoylation.
UUUCAGAAGCAUGCUGCCUCUGACUAGGGUGGCAGAGCACAGCCAUCAUGGCUUGUAGCCAUUGAUAGCCCUGUCCUCCAUGAAUUUGUCCAAUCUUCUUUUAAAGCCAUCCAAGCUGGUGGCCAUUACUGCAUCUUGUGGGAGCAAAUUCCAUAGUUUAACUAUGCGCUGAGUAAAGAAGUACUUCCUUUUGUCUGUCCUGAAUCUUCCAACAUUCAGCUUCUUUGAAUGUCCAGGAGUUCUAGUAUUAUGAGAGAGGGAGAAGAACUUUUCUCUAUCCACUUUCUCAAUGCCAUGCAUAAUUUUAUACACUUGUAUCAUGUCUCCUCUGACCCGCCUUUUCUCUAAACUAAAAAGCCCCAAAUGCUGCAACCUUUCCUCGUAAGGGAGUCGCUCCAUCCCCUUGAUCAUUCUGGUUGCCCUCUUCUGAACCCUUUCCAACUCUAUAAUAUCCUUUUUGAGAUGAGGCGACCAGAACUGUACACAGUAUUCCAAAUAUGGCCACACCAUAGAUUUAUACAAUGGCACUAUGAUAUCGGCUGUUUUAUUUUCAAUACCUUUCCUAAUUAUCGCUAGCAUGGAAUUUGCCUUUCCUUUUGCUGGUUGCUGGAUAGAGGCCACACGGGCUCUUACGCAGCCAUGCUGAAAGUGGCCCAAAUGUUAUUGCUGCUGAUCGGAUUCAUCUCCACAAGAUCUUCACGGUGGGCAGAUCACAGUACAUACACCUGCUUCAAAAUUAUCACCAUGUAUGACUUAGUUAUGAUUCUGAUUUUCUACAUUGUCUGCAUCUUCAGAAUUUACCAAAUGCCGGCCUGCAUCAACUGGCCACUUGCAGUGCAGCUGGCUAGCCCUCCACGUGUCCUGGGCCUUCCCGGUCGUCUGCGGCCUCCUCUUCAUCCCGACUGUGAUCUACUUCCACCUCACCAGUUUUACAGACACAGGAAUUCUCCACAAAGGCAUCGAACAGGAGCUGGCGAACCAGGCUUUUACCAUGAAAGACCUCAAUCAGCACUGGUGCAACAAAUGCCAGCUCUACUGCCUGCAGCACACCUUCCACUGCGCCUGGUGCAAUAUCUGCGUGGAGGAAUUUGAUCACCACUGCAUGUGGGUCAACAACUGCAUCGGCUGCCACAACCUCCGCUUCUUCAUCUUCUUUGUGGUCUUCCUGAGCGGUUACGACCUGGCUGUGCUGGCUUCCUGCCUGGUCUACAUGGCGCUCAAUUCCCAGCACGCUUUCAGCGUGGAGAAGAUUUGCACGGUGCUGGUGACCAUCCCCACGGCCUUCUACCUGGUGCCACUGCUCAUCCUGCUCUGCACCCAGGUCAGCUACCUCUUAGCAGCUCAGCACAGAUGUAAAUUCCAGGCUCCCUCCUUCAAUCAGCCUUUUGCCUCGAACUUGUACAAUUCAGAAUUUUGCAAGCAGCACAGGACAAAGUACAGAGUGAGGUCGGCCGUGCCAGCUGCUGGAGCCGUGGCCCUGGGAGCUAUGAAGACCUCUCCGCUCUGCCACGUCCCCUGGAUUUCCAGCUCAGCCGUCCUGAGCUCCUGCCCACAUAGCUGCCCACGAGACACAUGCAGGGAACAGAAGGCGCUCAAGGCUUGGCACCACCUCCUGUCCGCUGUGGGGAGCCUUCUGCAUCGAGAGGGUCCCAGGCUGGGAGCAUCAUCAGAACAGGCUGAGAAGCAGGUUGGCAAGAAGAAAACUAGCUGGCACCAGGACGCCAAAGAGAGAACCGUGGAGAUCCCAAUUCCUGACGGGCUGGACUCCGCGGAGUUGCUGGAUUCGGACCAAGACAUGCACUGGAAAUGGCAGAUCCAUGCCAGCCGGCGAGCCGCUUUGUUGCCCACAGCCACCCUCCUCUCCGUGUCUGAUAUCUGAAAGGAAACUCACAGGGCUCCCCUUUAUUCCAGUGAACACAGUUUUGUGAAGAAAAAAGUGGAUAAACGCAUUUGCAAAGUCUCGCUCUUCCAUGUGGGUUCGUUUCUUUUUCGUUUAGGCUGGGCAGAGGGGGAAGUUGCUACGAUGAGGCCUUGAAGGUGGCCAACUCAUGGGCUGCAGGGAAAGGGGAAGCAACUUUUGGUGUCACACCAAACUCUUGUACCUCAAACCCACCUGAAAAGAGACAUUAAUGUUUUGUUUUUAUUUUACUUUUUGCUGAGACCUACGGUCAAAUAUGGUCAGGAGGAAGGGCAGGAAAUUGAAUAAAUAAAUA